This is a messenger RNA of Chrysoperla carnea, 1197 nucleotides long. RefSeq names its product heparan sulfate glucosamine 3-O-sulfotransferase 1 (gene Hs3st-A). Gene Ontology annotation, molecular function: [heparan sulfate]-glucosamine 3-sulfotransferase activity. The coding region runs from base 1 to 1197 and encodes 398 amino acids. The transcript has 5 exons. Lineage: Eukaryota; Metazoa; Arthropoda; Insecta; Neuroptera; Chrysopidae. The record is from RefSeq and is a predicted model, not a curated record.
AUGGCUACCACAGGUGCAACAGAAAUGAUGCGCGUCGCUUCACAAGCACGACGCCAAUGUCCACAAAAUCCAUUACAUUUAGAUAUUUUAUGGCUACCACGGGCAGCAAUGAAAACAGUUGAAACUGACACCUCGGAUUGUGUACUUGUAGUUGGUGUAUCACGACCUAAAAUGGCUGCAGCGUUACUCACUGUAAUGCUUCUAUCGUUAUUUGUUACAUUUCAUGUAUUAUACGACAGUGCUGUAUAUAGUUUACAAACUGUAGCUGUUGGUACACAAGAAGCGGAACAACACCAACAGUAUACACGAUUUAUAGCAUCUGCAUCGAUAGCAGAUUCACGUCAACCACGAGAUGGUAUCGUUCGUGUACAUUUUCCACGAACAUCACGUCGUUUACCACAAGCGAUUAUAAUCGGUGUACGCAAGUGUGGUACACGAGCGCUGCUUGAAAUGUUAUAUCUACAUCCUAUGAUACAAAAAGCUGCCGGUGAAGUACAUUUUUUUGAUCGUGAUGAUAAUUAUCGUAAAGGUUUGGAGUGGUAUCGUAAAAAAAUGCCACAUUCAUUUCGUGGACAAAUCACUAUUGAGAAAAGUCCAAGUUAUUUUGUUACACCUGAGGUACCCGAACGUAUCCGUGCAAUGAAUGCGAGCGUAAAACUACUAUUAAUUGUACGUGAGCCAGUUACGCGUGCAAUAUCUGAUUACACACAAUUACGUAGUCACGCUGCUGCAACUGCAUCUCCGCCAUCACUUUUACCACCAAUACCACAACAACAGAAGAGCUUUGAACAAUUAGCUCUGUUACCAGAUGGCACGGUCAAUGAAGCGUAUAAACCGCUGGCCAUCUCAAUGUAUCAUACGUUCAUGCAUCGCUGGUUGGAAGUAUUUCCCCGAGAACAAAUAUUAAUUGUAAAUGGUGAUAUGUUAAUUGAAGACCCUGUACCACAAUUACAGCGUAUUGAACAUUUUUUAGGUAUUGAACCACGUAUAGGUAAACAUAACUUUUAUUUUAAUGAGACAAAAGGUUUCUUUUGUUUACGCAACGAUACGGCGGAUAAAUGUUUACGUGAAACAAAAGGACGCCGUCAUCCGCGUGUUGAUCCAUAUGUGAUAUCGAAAUUGAGACGAUUUUUUAGUGAACAUAAUCAGAAAUUUUAUGAGCUUGUUGGUGAAGAUUUUGGUUGGCCAGAGGAAUAA